CAGGCCAAGCGUGGUAGAACUGGCGGGGAUUGGGAAGACAGCCCGUCGAUCUUCGAGGAGGAACUCGCCCUGUUCGAAGAAGCCGAUAUGGAGGCGGAGGAGAGGGAAGGACAGGCGGGGCAUGACGUCAUCCCUGUUGGUGAGCUGUUCUCUGCUGACCUCAACCCCCGAUGGCGUAGGCCGCAGGCCGCCCCUCUUAACCCGGACUCUGACACCCUGGUCUUCCAACAGAUUGAUCUCGACUACUAUUUAGGGGCUGUUGUGGCUGGCAUGCCAGGUCAGUCUCAGGGAAUGUACCAAUAAUCCGCAUGUUUGGGGUGACUGACAGCGGGAACAGUGUGUGCUGCCACGUGCACGGCUUUGCCCCCUAUUUCUACAUCCCUGCCCCCAAUGGGUUCACCAGUGAUCACUUGAGUGAGUUCAAAAGGGAGCUUAACUCUGCUGUGCUGAAGGACAUGCGCUCCAACAAGGACAACAUAUCGGUCACUGUGCUGGCGGUGGACAUCACACGCAAAGAAAGUAUGUAUGGUUACCAUGGGAAACGGAUUGCGGACUUCCUGUGCAUCACUAUGGCAAUGCCUCGUCUGAUUGCCCCGGCGAAGAGGCUCCUGGAGCAGGGAUUUAAGUUUGGACCUUUCCCCAUUCAGAGCUUCUCUUCCUACGAGGCUAACAUCGACUUUGAGAUCAGGU
Molecule: messenger RNA, 690 nt
Organism: Oncorhynchus masou masou (cherry salmon)
Lineage: Eukaryota; Metazoa; Chordata; Actinopteri; Salmoniformes; Salmonidae
Product: DNA polymerase delta catalytic subunit-like
Exons: 5
Biological process (GO): base-excision repair, gap-filling; DNA-templated DNA replication; DNA replication proofreading
Cellular component (GO): delta DNA polymerase complex
Molecular function (GO): 3'-5'-DNA exonuclease activity; DNA-directed DNA polymerase activity
Source: RefSeq, a predicted model, not a curated record